Daucus carota subsp. sativus is the source of this 2817-nucleotide messenger RNA. RefSeq names its product probable LRR receptor-like protein kinase At1g51890. NCBI's taxonomy places the organism in Eukaryota, Viridiplantae, Streptophyta, Magnoliopsida, Apiales, Apiaceae. The transcript is spliced from 13 exons. Bases 115 to 2694 code for a protein of 859 amino acids. The record is from RefSeq and is a predicted model, not a curated record. Gene Ontology annotation, biological process: protein phosphorylation. Gene Ontology annotation, molecular function: ATP binding; protein binding; protein kinase activity.
AAGAAGGAAAAACAUACCAUAUGCACCAACCAUUUCCUCAGUAUAUAUCUACUUAAGUUUGGCAUAUAUAUUAUCAUCAACCACAAUUUAGUUCAAUUAGUGAUCAUCAAAAAGAUGUUAUCAACAUCCUGUUUAUUUCUGUUUGCACUUGUUGUUGAGUUUUCCAUUGAUUAUCCACUAGUGCUUGUUCAUGCACAGAAUGGCUUUGUGAGCAUAGAUUGUGGAUUGCCUGAAGGUUCUGACUACACUGUACCUUCUACUGGAAUCCACUAUCAAUCUGACGCAGACUAUAUCGAUGGUGGUGAGAGCAGAAGUUUAGCAUCCAUAGGCAACUCUCCGGAAACAUACCUAAAAACCCUCAGAAGAUUUCCUCAGGGACAGAAAAACUGUUACACCAUCAAACUGUCGCCCGGGAGACGUAACAAGUAUCUGAUACGAGCUAAUUUUCGGUAUGGUAACUAUGAUGGUUUAAAUGAAUUACCUGCAUUCGAUCUCAACCUGGGAGCAGACACCUGGAGCAAUAUUGUGAUCCCAGAUAGUGCGACAACUGUUAGAAAAGAGAUCAUACAUGUUCUAUCUUCAGAUUAUGUACAUGUUUGUCUCAUAAAGACAGGGAAUACCACCCCUUUCAUCUCAUCAUUGGAGUUGAGACCUAUCGAAAGUGCCAAUAACAUCUAUACCUCUGCUUUUGGAUCAUUGCAGAGCCUUUAUCACAGGGAUUGCACUGGAACGCCCGGUAUAUUUACCAGGUACAGUGAUGACAUUUUUGAUCGAAUAUGGUGGCCGGUUAGCUGGAGCAGUACAGGAAGCAGAACGCAGUCAGACAUUAAUAAUUUGAAUAAUUACCGAGUACCAGAAAAUGUGCUGAGGACUGCCAGUGGACCGGACAACGUAAGUGAACCCUUUGAGUUCUCUUGGGACGCGACGAGUGCCAGUGAUCAAUUUUAUGUUUACCUGCACUUUGCUGAAGUGGUAGAACUACAACCCAAUCAAUCCAGAGAAUUCAACAUCUACUUAAACGAACAACUGUGGUAUAAAGGACCGUUUGUUCCACUGUAUUUGGAGGUGAAUACCGUUUUAUCUAAUUCAGUAGUGACAGGCAAAACCAGGUAUACAAUCUCACUCAAGAAAACAGAAAAUUCAACCCUUCCACCCAUUAUCAAUGCCUACGAGAUUUAUAGUGUGAAGAAAUUCUCAGACUCAGGAACAAAUGAGACAGAUGUCUCAGCGAUUCUUAACAUCAAGUCCACAUAUGAAGUGACAAAAGACUGGCAAGGAGAUCCAUGUGAACCACAAGACUUUCACUGGGAAGGUCUUAAUUGCAGCUACCCUAGCUCUAAUCACUCCGCCAGGAUAAUAUCAUUGAACUUGUCAAGCAGUCAACUGACAGGAGAGAUCAUUCCCUCUAUAGCCAAUCUUACACAACUAAGAACUUUGGAUUUGUCUAACAAUAGCCUAAGCGGGCAAGUGCCAGAAUUUUUAUCUCUACUCCCUUUAAGUGUGCUGAAGUUGAAAGGAAAUCAGUUUACUGGUCCACUUCCAGCUCAACUCUUAGAAAACCAAAAGAAUGGGAUUCUGUCAUUGAGUUAUGACGACUCUGGAGAUAAAGAGAAGAAGAACAAGUAUAUUCCUGCAAUUGUCGCAACUGUACUUGGUUUGCUACUCUUGGCUGCUAUACUGUUUGGCAUGUGGAUGAUCAGAGGGAGAGUGAUGCUAGCGUUUACGAAAGCAGGUAAGCAACCAGAAGCAAGUAUAAGUGACAUAGAGAGAAUUAGAAAGGACAGACUGUUUACGUACUCCCAGGUUGAGGAAAUAGCUGAUAAUUUCCAAGAAAUGCUGGGUAAAGGUGGUUUCGGCAGAGUGUAUCGUGGCUCUCUAGAUGGCACUCAGGUUGCUGUAAAGAUACUACUCUCCCCACCAACAACAAGAAGUGAUUUUAAAAACGAGGUGAGUCUGUUGAUGAGGAUUCACCAUAAGAACUUGACCUCUAUGGUUGGUUACUGUGACGAGGAACCGAACAUGGGUAUCAUUUAUGAGUACAUGGCUGGACGGAACUUAGAGGAGUAUCUCUCAGGAAAUAGCAUAGGCAUUUCCAACUGGGUUGAAAGACUUAAAAUAGCACUGGAUAUAGCACAAGGACUGGAGUAUUUGCACCAUGGAUGCAAACCUGCAAUCAUCCACAGAGAUGUGAAAACAACUAACGUCUUAUUGAACGAACAAUUCGAAGCAAAGUUGGCUGAUUUUGGCUUGUCUAGAGCUUACUCAGAUCAAGGGGGCACUCACGUAUCAACAAUUCAUGUCGCUGGCACUCCUGGUUAUAUUGACCCCGAUUAUCAAUAUAACAACAAGAAGCUAACGGAAAAAAGUGAUGUGUUCAGUUUCGGGGUUGUUCUGCUUGUGAUGAUAACAGGACUAUCACCAAAAAUACUAUCAGGAACAGAAGAGAUUCACAUUUCUCGGUGGGUUUACUUGAAUGGUAAAAAUGGUGAUGUUACAAAGAUAUCAGAUUCGAGGUUUGGAGGAAAAUUUGAUGUGAAUUCUAUGCGGAACGCAAUUGAAUUAGCACUGUCAUGCACAUCUUCGAAUCAAUCUGAAAAGUCAUCUCAGAGGCCAACUAUGAACAUCGUGGUGAAUGAUCUAAAAGUGUGCCUGGCUAUAGAACUUGGUACCCAAGAUGCUGAUCCAAAUCCUUGAUCCAGAGAGGUCGCUAAGAUCAAGCUAGUUGCAUCUAUAGUUGCAGAGUGCAAGUCCUUGAUUUUUAUUUAUUGUUAAUGUGGCCCGAAUUAGAUUCAUAUUUUAUUGGAAGUUUUCUGAUCA